This is a messenger RNA of Alternaria alternata, 452 nucleotides long. RefSeq lists its product as hypothetical. Gene Ontology annotation, biological process: protein import into mitochondrial matrix. The coding region runs from base 122 to 442 and encodes 106 amino acids. The record is from RefSeq and is a predicted model, not a curated record. The transcript has 3 exons. Gene Ontology annotation, molecular function: ATPase activator activity. Gene Ontology annotation, cellular component: PAM complex, Tim23 associated import motor. Lineage: Eukaryota; Fungi; Ascomycota; Dothideomycetes; Pleosporales; Pleosporaceae.
CUCGCCGCCGUCGUCGACGCAUCCAUCUGGCGUCGCCCCAAUCUCCGCCUCCGCAUCGCGCACAUCCACCACGUCGAAUCUCGAGCAACCGAAACCACUUAGUACGACACAAUCACGAGACAUGUCUGCCUGGGUCUGGAUCUUGGGCGCUGGUGCCACUGCUUUCUUCGGCCGCGCAGCACUCGUGGCACUACGAAGAUCAGGUGGUGGUGCUGGAGCAUUAGGACGUGGAUACUACAAGGGCGGCUUUGAGCCCAAGAUGACACGGAGAGAAGCCGCGCUGAUAUUAGAAAUGCCCGAACGCGGCAUCACAAAAGAACUCCUACGCAAGAAGCACCGGUCGCUCAUGCUUCUGAACCACCCGGAUCGAGGCGGUAGCCCAUACCUGGCUACCAAGGUCAACGAAGCGAAAGAGCUACUCGAGAAGGAGGUUAAGGGAUGAACAAGAGGGG